GUGAAACCGUGUGUAUUCAACUAACUUUUUGAAAGGAAACACAUACGAUUUUCAGGUAAAUUGGCUGGUGUCAUAUGAAUAAGGGCAGAAUCAUAGACGAAAACAACGGUAAAGUUUGAUAUACUUUAUUCCAUAUUGAUAGAUUAGUUAGCCAGUUCGAACUAUGCAAAACGCUGUUAAAACCCUGACAUAGCUCUUUCUCUAUUAUCACCUGUACAACUUGAUACCAUGCAUAGCAUGAUUAACACUGAGUUUUGACUUCACAACGUACAGGCCACAUCUGGUAUAUCUAUUCGGUUCUGAAUUUCUGUAAAAGUCGGGCUUUUUUUUGGGAUUGGCAUAUGCAUUGGACCGCAAUGGGGAACUCUAAGUACUAAUCCGCAGCGUGGCGCUGUGAAGCAACUCGGUCCUGCCGAUGCGCGGCGCUGUCGUCGUAGCAAUACUUUAGUACGUAAAGAAUCGAAAUACAUCCUUAAAAAAUCGCUUGUAAUCCAACUUUUAACACGCUUCAAAAUGGCAUCGAAGCAAGAUAUAAGUGACAUGAGGAUUUCUGAGUUACAAGCCGAACUUAGAACCUUUGGGGCAAAGGUAUCCGGAAGAAAACAAGAGCUUUGUGAAAGGUUGGAAUUUUACAGACGCAAUAAGACUAGUGCGAAUGUACAGCCUGAGUACAGAAUGGAUCUGCCAGAUGCAAGUCACUACAAAGAUCUUCACGCUGGAAUGGUGGAACUAGUAGAAAAUAUUUCACUGAGGCGCAUCGAAGAAUACCUACAGCAGUUUGACAAAAGGAUUGAUAGCAAAACCAAGGAUUUCUAUGAACAGAGAUUCCUAAGGUUUGUGCGCAUAGCAAAACCUGGUGGCAGUACUUCUGUUUACAUAUCAUCCUCGAUGUGGUCUGAGAUGAAGAAGUCCGUUUCCUACCCCCUUCAGUAGCAAUAGAAAAAAAUACGAAGAGAUCAAUCAGAGUGUUACAACUGAGUGCGGCUUAUUUGUUAGUAAAGAAACCCCUGUGCUUGCAGCAUCUCCUGAUCGUGUUGUUAAUGCAAAUCUAAUUGUCGAAGUCAAGUGCCCCUAUGUUGCCAAA
Molecule: messenger RNA, 1084 nt
Organism: Priapulus caudatus
Lineage: Eukaryota; Metazoa; Priapulida; Priapulimorpha; Priapulimorphida; Priapulidae
Exons: 3
Coding region: 514-933 (139 amino acids)
Source: RefSeq, a predicted model, not a curated record